Molecule: messenger RNA, 3747 nt
Organism: Eleginops maclovinus (Patagonian blennie)
Lineage: Eukaryota; Metazoa; Chordata; Actinopteri; Perciformes; Eleginopidae
Gene: scml2
Product: Scm polycomb group protein like 2
Biological process (GO): negative regulation of DNA-templated transcription
Cellular component (GO): nucleus
Molecular function (GO): histone binding; chromatin binding
Source: RefSeq, a predicted model, not a curated record
UUACAGCACUGCGUGGUGGACAUGCGCGGAGCUGCAACGAAUAUGGCGGCUUGCAUCUGAUAGAAAGUGAGGAAUCUCCCAUCAAAAUACAACAAGGUAGCAGCCUGUCUGACUUCAGCUCCGCUGCACGCUUAACCUUGGUCAUCAUGGGUCGAACGCCACACAGAGAUCAGAAAGAGGAGAAAGAGAGACGUAGCAGCAUCACAGCAGGAUCUCCCCUCGACAAAUCUAAUGAACCAUUCAGAUGGGAAGACUAUCUGAGAGAAACAUCCUCUACUGCGGCGUCGCCUACUAGCUUCAAACAGUCCAGAAUCCCCCCCUCUAAUGACUUUAAAGCGGGAAUGAAACUUGAAGCACGGGACCCUCGCAACUCUAACUCUGUGUGCAUUGCAACGGUGAUGGGCAUGAUGGGCACCCGCCUACGCCUACGUCUGGAUGGAAGUGACAACACCAAUGACUUCUGGAGACUGGUUGAUUCGUUAGACAUCCAACCAAUAGGAACAUGUGAGAGGACCGGAGACAUGCUGCAGCCACCGCUGGGUUUCAGGAUGAAUGCUUCCUCAUGGCCCAUGUUCCUCCUGCGGACGCUGAGUGGAGCAGAGAUGGCUCCUGCCUCUGCUUUUAAAAAGGAACCAACCACACCAGAUAAAAACUACUUCCAGCCUGGUAUGAAGCUGGAGGCGGUGGACAGGAAGAACCCCUACCUGAUUUGUCCCGCCACAGUGGGAGAGGUCAGAGGUCAGGAGAUUUUCGUUAUGUUUGACGGCUGGCGAGGUGCCUUUGAUUACUGGUGCCCCUUUGACUCCAGAGACAUCUUUCCCGUCGGCUGGUGUGCCCUGACAAAACACAGUUUACAGCCGCCUGGAAAUUUUUUUACGCUCCCUGGUGCACUGCUUGUUCCGGUUUCUUCCCCCUCAUCCUCCCUCACUACACGUCGAUCCUCUUCCAACUGUUCCUCAUCCUCCAUGCAGACCUCAUACCGACUGCCCAAUCCCUUGCCACCCCUCCCUGUGCGCAAGGGUGUCCGUGGUCGUCGUCCCAAAUCCCAGACUAUUGCUUUGUUGAAGGCAGCGGCUGAGGCUGCAGCGGCAGCAGCAGUAAAUGGAUCAUCAACGUGUCCUGCCAGGACGAGCUCUGAGGUUACUCUGGCCCCAAGACCACACAAGAAGCGAGGGCCCAAGCCUCGGAACAAGAAGAAGCCAGGGCUGGUGAAAUCUCUGGGGACACCGGCAGUUACAGUCCCCCCUCCAGAGACCAGAAUGGUCCCCGGACACGCCUCAGCAGACAACCAUAGCAACAGCUCAAAUGUAGUAUGCACAGUGUGUGUCUAUGUGAACAAGCAUGGGAACUACGGCCCGCAUCUUGACAGAAAGCUAGUGCAGCAGCUACCCGACCACUUUGGCCCGGCUCCAGUCAACGCAGUGCUGCAGCAGGCUGUUCAAGCCUGUGUUGACUGUACGUACCAGCCCUCUGUGAUGCUGUCCUUCCUGCAGAGCCAGUCCCACACAGGAGGAGAGGUCAUCAGAGUGCGGUCAGAGCAUGGUAUACGCUACGUGAAGCUACCCUCGGCCUCCAGUACGUCGUCUGUGCUGCGGUUCUUGGAGAACAUGUGCCAACAUCUGGAGAGUGACAGUUUGUUCAGCUCCCAGCCUUUCAGCCCCUUCAGCAACAACACACGCUUCUACAACAGGACCAAGUCAGAACCACUUUCCCACCCUGAGAACAGCAUGUCCAAAGAAGACUCUACAAAGGAUGCUGCUCCCAGCACCCACACCUCUCUCACAACAUCGGACUACAGGGUAACAAAGAAGGAGCGGCCAUAUUACCCUGGACACACACACACACCGCCACCCCUAAGACGCGUCAGCUCAAACCCCACUGAACUUGGCCAGAUGUGUCCACCCAGACGAGUUGAGGCCGCUAGCUCGACGACGGGCCCAGACCACGUGAAGCAAGACAAAGAGGGUUCAGGGAGCGACACCUCUUCCUGGUCAGUGGAUGAUGUCAUGCGGUUUGUCCAAGAUGCUGACCCCCAAACUCUCGGCCCGCAUGUCGAACUGUUCAGAAAACAUGAGAUUGAUGGCAGAGCUCUGAUGCUGCUGCGCAGUGAUGUCAUUAUGAAGUACAUGGGACUGAAGCUGGGUCCGGCGCUCAAACUCUGUCAUCACAUUGAAAAGCUGAAACAUAGCAAACAAUAGAGGAUGAAGACAAACUUUUUCCUACUGGCAACCAAACACACACAAAACCCUUUUUACUCUACAGGGAUGUUGUGUAAACCCAACUGACCCAGGGUCGUAGCUACCAUUGAGGACACUGAGGUAAAGUCUUCUGGUUUUUUUCUGUAGUUGGAUAAUGAAGGGAGUUUACAAAUACAAACUUACAAAUGAUGGUCAUUUAUUUGACUGAUUUGAGUAUUUUUUUCACUUUUACAAAAUUUGACUGCUUUUGGCCAAAUACCUCAGUAAUCUGAAGUCAGAUAUAUUGUAAUAAACCUCUGAUGCCAUCAUUAAUCAAACUUAGUACCAAACAUUUGCUGGAAGAUUUGCAACUUCAUCUCUUCGGAUAUAUGGCUGUUUCAGGAUUUAAGGAUCCCCACUCAAGAUUGGUAAAGUUAGUUCAUACUGUCAGUGAACUCCACGCUGUAACAUUUCAAAUAAUGCAAUAACGUUACUGUAUGACUGCAUCUGUUACAGGAUGUUGGAAUUAGUUUCCCGGGUUUUAAACAGGAGUGCUUACAACAUCAACAACAACAACAGUCAGUAUAUGAGCAGUGUGAAUAGUGGUCUUUCCAGAUGUUGUAGAAAUGAUUUUGAACCCCUCAAGUUAAUCACACAAAAUAAGGAUUUGUUUUUCUUUUUUUUGACAAAGAUCAUAAUUAACUUGAGUGAGCACCACGUACAUUAUGUCUUAUUUUGGAGGAAGACCUUGAAGAUCAGUUCCUGAAGAGUUAUUGCUCUUUUUUUUAUGUGUGUUCCGUAUACUGGAAGACACUGAAGCUGAAAAUAACAACGUGAGGACUGAUGUGGCCUCUUGAUUGUUUUAUUCUUUAACAGUCAAGCAAUUACACACGCAGGCACAAGAUAUAGGCCCUACAAAGACUGAAAUACUGUAUGUGUUGACAUUUAAAUAAAGUCAAGGCCUCUUAAUGUUUAGUUGAAAGAUGCUAAUGAGAGAGUUGGGGGGGGGACUGUUUUGUACAAAGUCAAGCCAAAAUGUUUUUGAUAUCAUUUUCUACUGUAACAAAGUGUAAAAAGCGUAAAUGUUAUCACAUUUAUUCCUGCCUGAAAUAGUUUUUGUGCACACCAUCAAAUAACUACCUACAGGAAAAUGCUGUGUGUGGGUAAUAAUUCACAUGUUUCAAAGUAUUUAUCUGUUUUACUAUGGCAGAAAUAAUCAUUUUCUGAACAUUUCAGACCAUUUCCGAAACCAAAACAUGUGUGUUGUAGCUGCAUUUCACACUGUUGCUCUCCUGUAGUGGUGACAAGUUUAAACUUUACUUGAAACCAUCUUGCUUUAAUGUCAAACUCAGGUUUUAGUAGGGGUCGUUUCAUAGAAAAUGUUUUACAUAGUUAGCAUUUUUCAUUUAUUACGACAUAGACGGACUGCACAAUAACCAACUAUGUAUAUUUUUAUGCCUUGACAUCUAUUAUCGCCCAACAGCUUUUUACUGUAAUUUCGACAAAAAAUGUUUGACAAAUAUGUUUGAUAUGCAAUCAUACAAAUAAACAUUUGUUUAUGUCAUCUAAA